Messenger RNA from Theobroma umbraticum, 1754 nucleotides. RefSeq names its product S15/NS1, RNA-binding protein. Gene Ontology annotation, molecular function: structural constituent of ribosome. The record is from RefSeq and is a predicted model, not a curated record. Gene Ontology annotation, biological process: translation. Gene Ontology annotation, cellular component: ribosome. Lineage: Eukaryota; Viridiplantae; Streptophyta; Magnoliopsida; Malvales; Malvaceae.
AUUCAAACCCGAACGCUCCAAAGCGAACCAUCGAUAAACCCACUUCACUCUCUCCAACUCUCCCCUAAAACCCUAACAACGGCUCUCUUCAAUCUCCCAUGGCUCUCCAUCUCGCCAGUCCCAAACGCCGAUCCCUGACCAACCCUUCUCUCUUCCACCUUUUAUCCACUUUCUCAAAUCACCCAAACAGCGAAAUCACCAAUUCUACCGACAGCAACAGCCCGGGCAAUGGCUCCAGCAGCGAUAAUCCCUCUUUAAUCUCUUCUUACUUCAGCGAUGUCAAAGCUGGCCUCAAACAUCAAUCAAAUGAAAGACCCACUUCCCCCUCUUCACGAAACCGCGCAAAUCCUUCCAUUCCCACUCCCAAAACCACCCCCAUAAGCUCAUUCGUAGCGGAAAUCCGCAAGAAUCUUUCCGAUUACCGCGAACGAUCCGCCGUGCCACCUCCUACUGAAUCCUCUGCUAUACCUUCACAGUCAGGGCCCCAUAUUUCAUUCCAAGAAUUAUACAAAAGAAAUGCCUCAGCAAAACAAGGGGAUUCCAAUGUAAACCCUGCCAGUUCCGGUCCUGGCCGGAAAUUGGGAUUUGAAACCAUAAGGGAAAGUCUAGGGCAAAUUAAAAAGAAACCCGGGGCGACUAAUGUGGAGGAUAAAGCCGGGCCGUUUUGGUCUUUGUCUCAUUAUAAGGAUAGUUUUAAGUUGAAGCCUUCAGAAGGCAAUGUGGUUUAUCCGGUGAUUGGUGGGACAGAGCUGCCAAAGUCAGUUUUUGGGAGGGAGAUGACGGAGAGGACCAAGGAAGGGGAGGCUGCGAUGAAGACGGAGUUUGUUAAGAUGUACAGUUAUGGGGAGUUGGGGAUGAGGUUGAAGCAGUUGCGGCCGGAGAGGAAAGGAGGGGAAGGAUGGUUUUCCCUGCAGGAGUUGAAUGAAAGGUUGAUGAAGUUGAGGGAGAUGGAUGGUAAGGAGAGUGAGUCACGGAUUGGUGAGUCUUUUAAGGAUUUGCGGGAAAGCUUGUAUAAGAUUAAGAGGGCUGAUGAUGAGAAACAGAAAAGGUCCAUGAUCCAGAGAAUUGAUAUUUUGGACCACUUGGGUAGAACUCCUAAUUUUAUGUUGCGCCCUCCAAAGGAGCAUUUAGUUGAAAAGUAUUUCCAUCCAGAUAACAUGUCUUCUGCUGAAAAACUGAAAAUUGAGCUUGCAAAAGUGAGAGACGAAUUUAAGAUGUCAGAGUCAGACUGUGGAUCUGCACGUGUUCAAGUGGCACAACUCACAACCAAGAUCAAGCAUCUAUCAUCAGUUCUGCAUAAAAAGGAUAAGCACUCAAGGAAGGGUCUUAUAGCGAUGGUGCAGAAGAGGAAGAAGUUGUUGAAGUAUCUGCGUAGAACUGACUGGGAUUCCUACUGUCUUGUUCUCUCAAAGCUUGGUCUCAGGGAUAAUCCAGAUUACAAGAACUAGAAUGGUCAGCAAGAGAAGAGCUAGAGUAGAAAACUUUCAGAACCAGAGUACACAACUAUGUAACAUCUUUUCCUUAUACCUGCCUAUAUGAAAUUCAAUGAGGUUGAUGGACAAUUUUUCAGCUAGAUGGAGGAAAAAUUCAAUUGAAUUUUUUUCUUUUUACAUCCUUGGUUUUUGAGACACAUUCUAUGCCUGUAGGAAAUGAUUGUAAGAUUAUUUGAGUUCUGAAUUAACAGCCGAAGUAUGUAGGGGAAGUGCUGGAGAAAUUGUUCAUAUGUUUCUUUCAAUAAAAUCCUAUUUCAAGAA